Messenger RNA from Salvelinus namaycush (lake trout), 609 nucleotides. Its product is annotated as trichohyalin-like. Lineage: Eukaryota; Metazoa; Chordata; Actinopteri; Salmoniformes; Salmonidae. The coding region runs from base 1 to 609 and encodes 202 amino acids. The record is from RefSeq and is a predicted model, not a curated record. The transcript has 3 exons.
AUGGUGGAAGAGGAAAGAAGGGAAUUCCUUGAAAAUUACAAGAGGGGUGACUUAGAGGAGGAGGAGGAAACGGAAGAAGACAAGGAGGACAUUCUCCCACCUGAUAAAAGUAUCCGAAGGAGAGCUGUGGGCUGGAUAAAUAAGAAGUGGGAGAAGAGGAACCUCAAGAAGAUCGAGAGAACCUAUCAGAGAGAAGCUGAGGAGGGCUAUAAGAUCGUCCACAUAGCCAUCCCUGGACACACAAGGCUAACAGCCACCAUGACACGGGCAGAGAGAGAGAGGGAGAAGAGGAAGGAGCUGCUGAAGGCUGAGAAGAGAAGGAAGAAGAUGGAGGAUUUUAAUAAGCAGUGGAGAGAGCAGUCCCUGCUUAAAAAACAAACUCAUCAGAAACUGAAGGAGGAGAGGGGGAAGAUGAAGGGACAUUACCUGGAGCAGAUGAAUCUGGAGGCUGAUGCUCAAAUCAACACCCGGUGUCUAACCACCCAACACAGCCACGAUUAUCUGGAGACAACACAGCCCACUGGAUCUGGAGAUGGCCACCAGGAAAGGCCAAGGAGGCAACAGGCAUGGGCAGAGAUCCAGGAGGGGAGUUCAGAGAACCAAGGCUGA